UUUGGAAACAACCGCCUUCCCAGCAGCAGCUGUGAAUGAGACCAGCCGGUGACUCUGAAUAUGGCUGAAUUGCUGGUGGAAGCCCUUCAGCUUUAGCACCCCUUGGUCUCAUGUUUGUCUUCUCCUGUGGUUGGGCUCCUUGCUGGCAAGGCAGGGUCUGCUGGCUGAGCAAAGGGAACUCUGCAGGAGUUUGAGUUGGCUGCUUCUGCAUUUGUUUCUCUGUUCGGUGGCCCUUGAUCUUUUCAUCCUAUCUGAAUCUUAUUCUACUUCUUUAAUUUACAGCUGUGUUUACCAGUUUUUGAUCUGGGUUAUUAAACUAGCCAUUCCUCCCUGGGGCUAAGCAGCAAAUUGUGAUCACAAAGAACAAACGCUUCUGUACAGCAGCACCGAGAGCUGGAGCAGAGCUCCAUCACUGAGCACUGGGAGCCAGCAGCCACAGAGAGGUCAGAGCAGGAGGUGGCUGUGCUGGCUCUGUGCUUGCAUUUGUCACAUGCUGCCCAAGGGUCACGUGCCGAGGUGGCACAGCCGUGCACAGCCAGGCUGGUGGGACUGCGAUGGCGUCUGUCACCCAACAGCAGAUGCAGAAGUUCCAUGAGGAUGGUUUCCUCGUCCUGGAGCACUUCUUCAGCCCAGAGGAGUGUGACAGCAUGAGGAGCAGCAUCCAGAGGAUCCUAGAUGGGAUGGAGGUGCCACCACACUGCCGGACUGAGUUCUCCACCAAGGAAGAGGAGCAGCUCCAGGCACAGGGCAGCUCGGAUUAUUUCCUCACCAGUGGAGACAAGGUCAGGUUCUUCUUUGAGAAAGGUGUUCUGGAUGAGAGAGGCAACUUCCUAAUUGCAAAGGAGAAAUCUGUCAGUAAGAUUGGCCAUGCCUUGCACGCUCAUGAUCCUGUCUUCAAGCAGAUGACUCACUCCUCUAAGGUGCAGGAACUGGGGAGAAAACUAGGCCUUGAGAGACCAGUGGUUGUGCAGAGCAUGUACAUCUUCAAGCAACCUGGCAUCGGUGGGGAAGUGACACCACACCAGGAUGCCACGUUCCUGCACACGGAGCCCCUGGGAAAGGUCCUGGGCUUCUGGAUUGCACUGGAGGAUGCCACCCAGGAGAAUGGCUGCUUGUGGUUCAUUCCCGGCUCCCACACCAGUGGGAUCACCCGCAGGAUGGUGCGUGCAGCCCAAGGAGCCUCGACGUGUGUGGAAUUUGUAGGGUCAGAGCCGGCCUACGAUGACAGCAAGUUCGUACCUGUGCCCAUAAGUAAAGGUGGGCUCAUAGUCAUCCAUGGAGAAGUCGUCCAUAAGAGUGAAAUGAACAGCUCGGGGUUCUCUCGCCACGUGUACACCUUCCAUGUGAUGGAGGCCAAAGGCACCAACUGGAGCAAGGAGAACUGGCUCCAGCCAACUCCUGAACUGCCUUUUCCACCGCUCUACACUUGACAUUCACGAUUGGCUUCUGGAGUCAACUGGCUGGUUGGUGUUCCCAUGAUUGCUUGUCUGUGUUCUCUAUAAGUGCAGUUCACUAGAUCAAUGCUCAAGAUAUAAUUAUCCACUGUGAGCAAGCUCCCUUCAUGCAGCUGAAUCUGCCUGCCUUCAGUAGAAGCUUCUACUGCAGGAUGAGCCCUGCUCUGAGGAUAGUAGCCCAGUCCUUUUGGUGAGGAAAUCUCUUCUGUCUCCAGAACAGGCCAUUAAGGAGUGUUCCACCUUGACCAUGGCAAUGGUUGAGAAGUGUUUCUUGUUGUAGAGCUGUAGUAUUUUAAGUCGAUUAGUGCUUGGCUCUGUUCAUUGGCAGUGCAGGUGAAUGUGUUGUGUGACGGUGGCAGCCUUGGGUCUCUGUCCUAUUCUUUGAAUAGUAAUAAAGACAAUGCUACUGUGGGCAAAAUGAA
This is a messenger RNA of Lagopus leucura (white-tailed ptarmigan), 1876 nucleotides long. RefSeq names its product phytanoyl-CoA dioxygenase domain containing 1 (gene PHYHD1). The transcript has 11 exons. The record is from RefSeq and is a predicted model, not a curated record. Bases 555 to 1430 code for a protein of 291 amino acids. NCBI's taxonomy places the organism in Eukaryota, Metazoa, Chordata, Aves, Galliformes, Phasianidae.